Dendronephthya gigantea is the source of this 1532-nucleotide messenger RNA. RefSeq names its product coiled-coil domain-containing protein 134-like. The coding region runs from base 72 to 764 and encodes 230 amino acids. Lineage: Eukaryota; Metazoa; Cnidaria; Anthozoa; Malacalcyonacea; Nephtheidae. The transcript is spliced from 7 exons. The record is from RefSeq and is a predicted model, not a curated record.
UGAAGACAAAGGCGCACCAUGACGCACACAUUGAUUGAGAUGUAUUUAUACAUUUUAACGUAGAAAUAAACAUGGAGAAACAGCUUCGACUGUGCAGUUUCCUUUAUCUAAUUGCAAUAUCUUUAGCAGAUAAUGUUGUUUCAGAUGUUAAGAAAGAUACCAGCAAUGGUCAGAUGCCAAGUCAACUUGCACUUUAUAGAAGAAUUUUCAAACAAAAACGUUUAGAGCAAAUGGUGGCAGUAGAGAAUGUUUUAAAAUUGAAUGACUAUGAAAAACAGUACAAAAUAUUAAAUAUGAUUUUUGAGAAGUUAUUUAAGAUAAUUCAAGAAGCAAAGAAGGAAGUUACAACGAGUGGAUAUAAUCCUGGAGAUGAAUUUCCAGUUGAGCAAAAACAGAAGGAAGCCAUAGGACACAUCGUUGAGAACACAGCACUGCUUGGUGAUGUUGUCCUGAGACUGCCAGAUAUUACAAAAAAGCUAUUCAGUAAAAACAAAGAGUGGAAGCUACUAACUUUAUGGAGUUUAAGUUUUACAAAUAGUACAACAAUCUAUGAUGAAACUGAUAGUAAGCUGUUAAGCUUGAUGGCACAAGAGUUGAAGCUUAUUCCUCGUGAUCCAAAUUAUUUUAAUCCGUUCACAGAAGAGUCUAAAAGAAAGAUAAAGAAAUCAAUCAAGGAGGAAGAUCCAAUAUCUUCAAAUCACGAAAAUAAAAGUCAUAAAAAGAAAAAGCCAAGAGGUCCAAGGCUCAGUCAUGGUGAACUAUAGUUAUCAUAGUCCAUAGUGUUACAUCACGCAACAUUAAUAACUAGAGGUCUAACAGAAAUUAUGCUUGCAUGUAUGGCUUCGUUUACACGGUACCUAACCGUUCAUCACAUCUUCGUUUGCCGUUAUGGAGCAACGAUAAUUAGCAAACGCGUAUUAUAAUUUCAUAGACUUGGUAUAUUUAUGCAGGUCUCAGACAUUUAAAAUCUUCACAGCAUUUCAUUAUUUUCAAAAUUGACAGUUCUGAUAGCAAUCUGGUAUGGUGUAAACGGGAUCUUAGAAUUCUAGCAAAAUACUAGACUAUAGCUGUCGGCAUAGGUGUGGAAAAGUACAUUAUAACAAACCACAUUCCACAGGCACCUUGUUGUAAAAGCUUAUUUCCAUAUUUAUCGAUCAAAAUGGGAAAUUGCCUUUUUUGCAUCAUGAGAGUAACACCUUAAUUACCUCCAACUAACAAUCAGUCAAACAAUUAAUGAGGCAACAGUUAUGUAUCUUCAUUGAUUUUUCUGCACAACUUUUUUCCCUGCACAAUUUUUGUAACUCACUCUUAGAUCAACAUUCAACAGUAAAAAGUUUUCUGUUUGAAAAUAAAAAAUCGCUACAAAUUUUAAAUAAGUUAAACAAUGUUUAUGCGGGAAGGGUGAACCUAGUUGAACAGAAAAAGACGAGAUAAAAUUGAGACGAAAAAGCAAGGAUUCGCUCAGGUGGAAAACCGCAAUGUUGACUGUACAACAAGUUGCAACAAAUGUCCUGGGGUCGGUGGUUCAAAAG